AUGUUGUGUGGUAAUCGGGUUAUCGUUGCGUUGGGUGAUUAUGGUUGCCGCAGUGAAAGCAUGGUUUCCCCUCAUGAAAGGAUCAACGGUUUGAUGGGAGCUGCAGUUGCUGACAGUGCCGAUGGCCAUGGGUUCGCAAAGAUUGUGUAUAAGAGACGAUUAGCAGAUUCACGUACAGUGGUUCAAUAUUCAAUCAUGGGACACAUUUUGUCAUAG
Messenger RNA from Marasmius oreades (fairy-ring Marasmius), 216 nucleotides. RefSeq lists its product as uncharacterized. The record is from RefSeq and is a predicted model, not a curated record. Lineage: Eukaryota; Fungi; Basidiomycota; Agaricomycetes; Agaricales; Marasmiaceae. Bases 1 to 216 code for a protein of 71 amino acids. The transcript is spliced from 3 exons.